CUUUCUAGCGCUCAAGUCUUUACAGAGAUCUUCGAACGAAUCCUCAAUCCAGGAUAAUCCUUAUACCUAUCGAUGACGCCUCAACGCUAUUGUUCACCAAAAUCGAGCAAUUCGAAUUCUAGUACUGAAUAAGGUUUUGACUAUGAGGUACUAUUCGAGAUACGUCGGCGGUGGAUCGGAUGUUACAGCACCAAGAGUCUAUCGAUUACAUCGUUUGCAGCACUGAGCGUCUGUUGCAGUCAGUGUGGUCAACGUGUUGCCAAAAGCUCCAACUUACCUCAAUCGCAAAUCUGCCCUUUCUUUCAAAUUGGACAAUGUAGAUUCGGAGUCGGAUGUCGCAAGAGUCACAGCCGUGAUGAGAGAGCUGUAGAUCCACAGAUAAAUAAGCCUAUGGCACCUAAGGAUACUUCGAUCAAAAACUCGCGCUUCGCGACAGUAGCCAAAACCUGUGUUUUCUGGGCUCAAGGCAGGUGCAUCAACGGAGAUAGCUGCACCUUCCGUCACGAUCCCGUUGAACCACUGCAGAGACCCUCCGUGACAAACGUUGCAGCCACGGAUUCGACCCUGCGACUAGGCCGCUCAUGGGCUUCGUCCCCUUCUUGUGUCUUCUGGGCUCAGGGAAUCUGUACGAAAGGGGAGAGUUGCACCUUCCGGCACGACAGCGACGUGGAAGUAGCCUCUGGACCACACAUUACAGCACGACCGACCAAAACAGAACCUACGCUUCAAAAUGAAACCAUUCUGCAACCCAUCUCCUGUUUGAAACCACCCGAACCUUGUAUUUUCUGGGCUCGAGGAAGAUGUGCCAAAGGAGACGGAUGCACCUUUCUUCAUGAAGCAACCACAAAGGAGGCCUUGGGCGGAGCAACCGAAGCGCAAUGGCGACAGGUCCAGGAAGAACCUAGGAGUGCACCUCCGAUUCCUCAACCUAGCCAACCCUCCCGUCCCCUUUGGACACCACAGCGACCCUGUAUCUAUUGGACUCGUGGAUGUUGCGAUAAAGGCGACCGAUGCACCUUUGGUCAUGACCCCGCCGUGAAGGACGCCUUAUAUAUCGAGGUGGGAGCACAACAGCACCGGGCCUCGGAGGAACUCGCAGAGAGGGAGAGAUUGAUGCACAGCAGAGAAGCAGGACCCUUUCGCCUAGAUGACGAGACACGUCGAUUGAAGUCUGGAAAGACAAUCCAGUACCUAGCUCUUGGCAGCACCAUCGUCAAGUUUGGUGCAGGUCUAAAUGUCGAACGUGUCGUUCCCGGCUUCGAUGCACGUCGUAUCCGAAUUUCGAACCUUCCCCUUACUGCGAAAUACCAUGAUGUCUGCUGUUUUCUCGACCAGCAGGGGAUGCAAGAGGAGAUGUACCACCUUGUCGACUUGAGGUCGAAAAUUGGGAGCAACUCGAGAGAGGCCAAUCUCGUCAGUGAAGCCGAGCGCGGCAAGGAGCUUGCGUUGGGUCUUGACAAUACGGACUUCUGCGGGCAGGCCUUGAAUGUCGAGAUCAUCGAGAAUGGGAACGUGGGUGGUAUGGAUUCUCUCAACGGCGGAGUGCUGCUUGUCAGUUGGUGGCUACCAUCCAGACGUUUUGUCGCGACCUACUUCUCACAGGAAGACGCAGUUACCAAACUGAGCCUUUUGAAUGGAGAGAUUAUCAACGGUCGCAAGAUCAGAGUUGAUGUUAAUCGUCGGAAUCAGGACAGACGCAGGGGGGUGGUUAACAGAGACGCUACUUCUCUUUUCAUCAGUGGUGUCCCCAUGAAUUUUCCGGAGCAGAAGGUCCGGGAGCUCUUUCGCCCUAAUUCCUUUCAAGUACUUCCUGUGAGUGAGUACGACGAGGAUGAGGUGGAGGAGUUGCUGAAGGGGCAUGUUAACAACAUCAUGAAUGGAGAUGCCGUCGAUUUCGGGGGCUCUGUAGACUUUGAACCAUCCCGACUUAACGCUAAACAAGGCACCCGCUCUAUCCGAAUGAAAUUCAGCCGUUUUGAGGACGCGAAAGUCGUGCACGACCAACUGAAUGAUAAGACGUUUUUCUACAUCGGCGAUUCGAAAUUCCUACUUACCCUCUCCGAUCCAUACCAAAUCAUCAUUCCUAUCCAACAAUACAAUGCUCAGAAGAAACAAUGGGACGCAUUCGUAGAGGAUACGAAGGGGAAAAAGGACAGUGUUCUUCACCUUCGAGUCUUCGACCACACAGCCAGUCUUCGUGUUGGGGGGAAUGACACGAAAGCAGUCGGGAUGCUUAAGGUUCGGGUUGAACGUAUUGAAGGGAUACGGAUACCGGCCGCCAUUGCAACAGCGCAAGGUCUUAUGGAGGAGGAAAUCAAGAGGCUGUCUCGUUCUGAAUACACACAGACUCUGAAACCAGAGUCGGUACGGUUCUUCAUCCGGGAGGGUUUAUCGGAGCUUCGGGAAGCGUAUGGGAAGGCCAGUGUUACGCUCGACUUCUCCACCCCAGCUCGUAUUGCGAUUCGAGGCGGCGACGACGCCCGCCAAUCUCUCAGGGACUUGGUCGACAGGUCCCUUUCCAACGUCAACACCGACUCCUCUCAGCAAUCCGAAUCGUCGUGCCCGAUAUGCUUGAUGGACGUUGACACCCCGGUCAAGCUCGGAUGUGGACACGAGUACUGCACGGCUUGCCUUCGACACUUCUUUGCCGCCGAUAUCAACAAGUUCCCCAUCUUAUGUGUAGGCAAUGACUGCAAGUGCGGGAAAGCUAUCGUGCUUCCUGUGAUCCAGAAGUACAUGGAGUCGGAAUCGGAGUUCAACACGUUGCUGGAUAAGGCUUUCACGACCUACAUCGAACGGAACCAACCGACGUUCAGAUACUGUAAGACUCCAGACUGCAAGCAGCUCUACCGCUCGAGUACAUCUACCAAAGCCCGGCAGUGUCCAUCCUGCCUCGCACCGGUCUGCACGAAAUGCCACGAAGAGGGUCACGAUGGAAUGACUUGCGAGGAGCGUCACGAUCAGUUCGAUCUCGCCCGUCAGGACCGUCUCAACGAGGAAUGGGCGAAGGGAGCGGGAGCGAAGCGGUGCCCAUCAUGUAAGGUGUGGAUUGAGAAGACGGAGGGGUGCAACCAUAUGUCCUGCAAAUGUGGCGCUCACAUCUGUUGGGUCUGUAUGCGUGUCUUUGGGAGGGAAUCCAUCUACGAUCAUAUGAAUAAGAGCCAUGGGGGUAUAUUCGAUAUUUAA
This is a messenger RNA of Marasmius oreades (fairy-ring Marasmius), 3186 nucleotides long. RefSeq lists its product as uncharacterized. The record is from RefSeq and is a predicted model, not a curated record. Gene Ontology annotation, molecular function: ubiquitin conjugating enzyme binding; nucleic acid binding; zinc ion binding. Bases 391 to 3186 code for a protein of 931 amino acids. Gene Ontology annotation, cellular component: cytoplasm; ubiquitin ligase complex. Gene Ontology annotation, biological process: protein polyubiquitination; positive regulation of proteasomal ubiquitin-dependent protein catabolic process; ubiquitin-dependent protein catabolic process. The transcript is spliced from 4 exons. NCBI's taxonomy places the organism in Eukaryota, Fungi, Basidiomycota, Agaricomycetes, Agaricales, Marasmiaceae.